Messenger RNA from Cyprinodon variegatus (sheepshead minnow), 646 nucleotides. Its product is annotated as guanine nucleotide-binding protein G(I)/G(S)/G(O) subunit gamma-7-like. The coding region runs from base 104 to 313 and encodes 69 amino acids. The transcript is spliced from 2 exons. Gene Ontology annotation, biological process: G protein-coupled receptor signaling pathway. Gene Ontology annotation, molecular function: G-protein beta-subunit binding. Gene Ontology annotation, cellular component: heterotrimeric G-protein complex. Lineage: Eukaryota; Metazoa; Chordata; Actinopteri; Cyprinodontiformes; Cyprinodontidae. The record is from RefSeq and is a predicted model, not a curated record.
ACUAAAGCUGAUUCGUCCCAUCAGGUACAAUAUUCCUCUGAAUCCCUACAAAUCAACAUUUCUUCAGCCUGUAAAGCGUUUUGCUUUGGUGGGGCCAGGAACAAUGACCAGUAGCAGCAACAGCAUUAUUCAGGCUCAAAAGCUGGUGGAUCAACUCCAAAUCGAGGCAGGCAUGGAAAGAUUCAAGAUCUCUCUCACAGCAGCUGAUUUAGUCCAAUACUGUCAGGAGCACAGACGCAGCGAUCCUCUCCUCACCGGCAUAUCUGCCUCAUCCAACCCCUUUAAAGAUAAGAAGACAUGCGUGCUGCUUUGAUACAAGAAGAGAUCAGAUACCAGAAACACAGCUGACUGCGAGCUGCCUCAUCUGUUCAACUAGGAGGACCAGCUGGUCUCACAAAAACAAAAAAAAGCAGAAUCUUUUAUCGUUCAUUGUGAUUUUAUUUGUGAAUGUUUAAAUACAAUAAACACUUAAAUAAUUGUGGUUUCUUUGGGGGUUUUUUAACCUGAAAUGAAUAAAACAUACAAAACACUUAAUAAUAAUAAAUAGUCUCAACACAACAGAAACAUCGUUAAAAAUAAGUUUAUCAUGUAAACAACUGAGAGUGCAAAAAAAAAAAAUUGAAGCUUCCAAAAAUGUGUAUAUUUA